Molecule: messenger RNA, 2822 nt
Organism: Lucilia sericata (common green bottle fly)
Lineage: Eukaryota; Metazoa; Arthropoda; Insecta; Diptera; Calliphoridae
Product: zinc finger BED domain-containing protein 4-like
Exons: 2
Coding region: 189-2729 (846 amino acids)
Molecular function (GO): protein dimerization activity
Source: RefSeq, a predicted model, not a curated record
ACUUACAUAUUGUAAAGAUAAGUUUCAGCCGAAUACCACUAAUCGGUGGAUCACCCUGAAUAAACAACUAAUACUAUAGCAGUUAUAAUAGAUACAUGAUGCAUUCAUUCAUAUUUCACCAUAAAUAAAAUAUUUUAUUGUGAAAUUAGCAGUUUUAAACAAUUUUUCAUCAAGGAAAGUAAAUAAAAAUGGUUCUAUGUAAGUCAUACCAAGGAGGAUGUUGCAACAAUGUUUUCAGAUGCCCCAAUGAACAUGUUAAUGUUAAGGACAUAAUUGAAAGGGAUAUAAAUGAGGCAGUUAAUGGCAAACAAUGGCCCUUGUCCUCGUAUGGGCCUUUCUUUAAUAAACCAUCGCUACCGAACUUUAUAGAAGAUAAAUCAUUUGAAGAGGUACGAAUGUCGUUUUACGAAACUAAAUUAAAAAAUUUCUUUGGUAAAAAUUAUGAGGAAUACAACAAAGAUGUCCAGGAGGCCAGAAAUAAAAUGAAAGUAACUGUGGAUAUUGUAAAUGUGGCAAUUAUUUUAUAUGACACAACUGUGGGUGCAGAAGAGAAAAACACUUCGCUGGUAAAGUGCAGCAGUGGUGUAACAAUUCCAAAUACUAGUUUUAAUAAUCCCUUUGGAGUGGAACAGUUUACUAGUGCAACUACUAAUAGCAACGAUGUCUUUGGUUUGCCAAAAUUUGUUAGUAAUUAUUACCGUCCAUCUAUUAAGCCGGCAACGAAUAUUCGUACUGAUAUUUCAUUCGCACAUUGUCCCACCACCAAUUCCAAACCUAAUAAUACAAAUAAUCCUUUUGGAAUAACCAAUACUACUAGUGCGACUGCUUCAUUGACAUUGGAACCACCAUUUAAAUAUAUAAAUAAUUCUUUUGGAAUAGCAAAUUCUGCAAUCGCCAGUUAUAAACAUGAUCCAUCGUCAAUGGAAUCUCAGCUUAAUAAUACAAAUAAUGCUUUUGUAAUAGCAAAUUCUGCAAGCGCCAAUUCUAAACCUCUUCCAUCCAUUAAUUUUAAUAACCUUUUAGAAAAGGAAACUUUAGGUGGUGGCAGUUCCCAGAACCUUUAUGGAAAAGAAAAUGUUUUUGGAGUCCAAUCUAAUUCUGGUCUAUCGACUUUUAAUAAUACAAAUAAUCCUUCUGGAAUAGCAAGUUUAGGUAGCGCGACUUCUAAUACUAUUCAAACGCAACCGCUAGGUUUUAGCCCUUUUGGUAGACCGUAUAAUAACACCAAUCAGUUUAUAUUUCGAUGGACAGAUGAUCAUUAUAUAGCAAAACAAAUCGAUAAAUCUAUAAUGGACUUAAUACUGGUGCAUAUGCUACCAUGCAGCAUAGUAGAUAGCGCCGCAUUUCAACGUUUAAAAUUUGCUGAUCCUACUAUAGAAAGUCGUUAUAAACAGAAAUCUGAAGAAUUUUUCUCCGACACAUUUAUGCCGGAUACAUAUAACAAAGUCAAAGAGAAGGUGAUGACAAUGAUAACAACAACAAAAUGGAUAAGCUUAACUAUUGACAAAUGGAGGUCUCCUCAUAAUUCAAAUGAGCUUGUAACCUUUACAGCACAUUUUCUACUUGGGUUCUUAAGAAAAAAGUUGGUCUUGGCUGCCAAGGUUAUGGAAAAUGAACAAAUAGAUCCCUAUAUAAUAGAAGAGUUGCCGGAAAUUAUAAAAAGUUUCAAGUUAGAAGAAAAGCUGCAUAUAACUGUUUGUGAUAAUGUCCAUAAAAUGGAAACAGCAAAGAUAAAAGCAUUUGAAUGUGUAGCUCAUAACAUGCAGUUGGUAGUACAUGACGUCAUUUUUAAUAAGAAACAAGUACAGGAAAUUCUAGCAAAAUGUCGUAACAUUGCCAAACAUUUUGAAAUAUCUCAGCAGGCGAGUGAAUAUUUUGAGAAUAUGCAGGAAAAGUAUUUACUCGAAAAACAAUGUCUUAUUCAAGAUGUAGAAACAAAUUGGAGUAGCAGUUAUUUGAUGAUAAAGAGAUUUAUGGAACAAAAAAUGGCUGUAUCACUGUAUUCGGAAGAAAAGAGCGAUAUAGAAAAUUUAACAACAGAAGAAUGGGAUCAAUUAAAAAAUAUUGUAGAUGCUUUGGAAAGUAUUUAUGAGGCAACAACCGACAUAUCUGCAGAUACAGCAACGAUUUCCCUGAUAAUACCCUUAAUUGAAAUGUUGCAAUCAACACUUAAUGGAACUGAUGAUGCAGAUCAAUUACAAAAUUAUUUAAAAGCAGCUUUAAAUGAAAAAUUUAAAUUUAUCGAAACUAGCCCCCUUUUAAUAAUGUCCACAUUGUUGGACCCUCGUUUUAAAAACAAAUAUUUAAGCGAAACCCAAAUGUCAAUUGCUGAAAAGGAAAUAUCGAACUUCUUGCAGAUGGAUACCGCCAACUACUCGAAAACUUGCAACAAAAGCGAUCAACGCAAGUCAAAUAAUACACUUUGGGAAAAACAUGAUGUCACUAUCGAAACUGAUGUUUCGUUAAAUGAAUUAUCAUUAUAUUUACAGGAACCUUUAUCGUUAAGAAAUUCAGAUAUUUAUAAGUAUUGGAAUACAAGUCGUUAUGAGAAAUUAAAAAAAGUUGCUGAAAAAUAUCUUUCUGUUCCACCUACUAUUGUGGCAAGUGAGCAAAUGCUUGGGGCUGCUGGCAGACUCUAUGCAGAUAGAAAAGUUGAUCUUAAGGAAGUGAAUGUAGAGGAAUUACUAUUUUGUCACUUUAAUAUACAAUUUUUGGAGUUUGAUUAUUAAUUCAUAUACUUUAUAUUGUAAUUUACACUUAAUAAAAGUGUAUAAUAUCUACAUAUUAGAUAAAGAGCAUGAAAUGCAUUUUAUUUUUAUGGA